Molecule: messenger RNA, 608 nt
Organism: Corylus avellana
Lineage: Eukaryota; Viridiplantae; Streptophyta; Magnoliopsida; Fagales; Betulaceae
Source: RefSeq, a predicted model, not a curated record
AGAGAGAAGGAGAGAGAGAGAGUGACGGACAAACGGAGAUUGACAGAUGAGACUGCGAGAGAGAGAGAGAUGUGAUUCAAAGUUGCAGACACACAACCAUGUAUUUUCUCCCUCUAGUUGCAGAAGCACAGCCAGUUGCCGAGCAAGGAAGAAAGAAGAGCUUCAGGGAGGAGGAUCUAUCUCUCACAACGGCUGCUAUUGCUGGUUUGGGCGUAUCGGCUGUUAGUGAUGAUGAUGAUGAUGCUGAGCACAAUGAUCAUCCAGUUCUAUCAGCUGCUUCUCUUGCUGCUGCUGCAAGAAGCACUUCGCGUCCACCUUCCUUGCAGACCCUUCUUGAGGAUGUGCCUGACUCAGCAGCUGUUCCUCACACUUCUUCCUCUGGGGGUGAUUCUGAUGGAAAAAGCAGAUCGAAUAGUCUUGGAGAUUGCUUGAAGAAGUUGACUAUGAACUUACACUUUGAUGUUGGAAGAGAAAUAUUACAUAUUCCCACCUUCAGCUUUUCUAGCUUUUUAGCAAGUUUAUCAUCAUUGCAGUUAACACGUGGUGAUGACUUGAUAUGCUUUGCCCUGCCCCAAUAUCCAUUUCCACAAAUAGAAAAAAGAUCAUAA